UUCCUUUCCGCCGGGUCCGCUUCUUAAUUUGUCCCUUCGCGUUUGCAUCCAUCCGCUCGGGCAUCGGCUCCGCCCCCGCUCUCGCCCUUCUUCCCCUUCCCUGUUCCCUUCUUCUUCUUCUGGAAUGACGAGGUUGUUGGUGUCUGUGUGCUCAUCAUCAUCAUCUCGCCGGCUGGCUGUCAUUUUCGCGGGAACCCUGCCUGCUUGUCUCAGCUGCUGCCAUUCCCGUACGGCUGGUGGAGGUCGCGCGUGACAUGGAUGGCCCCAUUCCUGCUUCUGCUCCUGGAUUUGGCGCCAAUUGUUCCGAGGUUGCACUGAUGCAAGCGAUUUGAGUGCUCUUCAGCAUUCCCCCGAGUUGUGUUCGCGAGUUUCUUUUGUAGGGCUGUUGGGGUUGGCUGGUUUCGGUUGAAUUCUUGUAGUGUGCGGAAGUGGUGUGAGUAUGGAGGAUAGGAUCCAAGGUAAUCUCGAGGAGACCGAAUACGAGGAGCUGGGAGAUGAUCAGAAAGUGUCCAUUGGGAAGUGGUUCUUGCUGAACGCUCCACCAGGGCAAGUGCUUCAAGUCGCGAAAGACGUCCGGGAAUUGCUUACUGAUAGCCAACUUUACGACCGAGCUGCCUCAGAAGCUUUUCCAGAGUAUAAUGUGAGGAGCAUGAUUUCUCUGGAGAUGCCCGAUGGCAGUGGCAAGGUGCUAUUGACAAAAUUUGGGGAACUCGAUAGAUCUCAUUUCCUCGUUCCUCGCACUGCUAGUGUUGCAGUCGUGGAUCAUGUUAAGCAGAUGUGUACCGAGGUGCGUCCAGCUGAUGAUGAGGAGCUCCCGUCUGCAUAUGUAGAAGGAUUUCGUUUUUGUGUAGAUGUAGCACUUCUGAAGUAUGUAGAUGAGGCCUUUCAAGGAGGUGAGUGCUCAGUAUAUUGCACCAAAGGGAAAGACCUCGAGAAGUCUGGAGGAGAAUUCGAGGUCACAGUAGUCAUCUCCAAUUCAAGCUACAGCCCUAAAAACUUCCGAGGUGGAUGCUGGCAAUCUGUAUGGGGAGUUUUAAUCAAUGAGGAGUUACACUCUGCAUCAUUGCAAGGGACGAUAAGUGUGAAUGCCCACUACUUUGAAGAGGGCAAUGUGCAAUUGCAAAGUAGUCGUGCGUUUAAUGACACUGUUCUGCUUCAGGAUGGGAAGGAUGCAGGGACUGUGAUUGUCAAUUCUAUUGAGCACCUCGAAUCAGUGUUCUUGUCAAACCUGGAGGAACAAUUUGCAAAUCUGUCUGACAGAACAUUUAAGGAAUUACGAAGGAAAUUACCAGUUACUCGUACUUUGUUUGCAUGGGACAAGGCAUUGCAACUGAGCUUGACACGGGAGAUCACCAGAGAAUUCUCUGGGAACAGGAGAUAGCCCUUGUACAGGGUCUACCUGACCAUAAUGGCAUUUUGAGCAACAUUUACAUAAACAAUUAGUCGAUUGCUAUGUAAUAACUAACCAUCAACGACUCAACAAACUUUGAUUACCUAACAUCCUUUAUCAUUGAGAACCCAUGUGGGUUAGUGGACAGAACUGUAGAUCAUUAUACGUGUGAAGCACUAUACACAGAAAAAUAUAGCCCCCAUGCUAGUUGCUCUUUGUGGAUUUGGCUUUUGUACACUGAGCAUUUCAGGAAAUACCAGAGCACCUGUUUCUGUUCGAUU
Messenger RNA from Physcomitrium patens, 1671 nucleotides. RefSeq names its product F-actin-capping protein subunit alpha. The record is from RefSeq and is a predicted model, not a curated record. Gene Ontology annotation, molecular function: actin filament binding. Gene Ontology annotation, cellular component: cortical cytoskeleton; F-actin capping protein complex. Lineage: Eukaryota; Viridiplantae; Streptophyta; Bryopsida; Funariales; Funariaceae. Gene Ontology annotation, biological process: barbed-end actin filament capping; actin cytoskeleton organization.